AGUAGUAGCCAGCCAUGGCUGCUCCAAAGCUCACCUUCUUCUUCCUCCUCUUCAUCUCCUCCUCCAUUUGUUUUGCAGAACUCUGCAACCCAAAUGACAAAAAAGUCCUCCUCAAAAUCAAAAAAUCCUUCAACAAUCCCUACAUCCUCACCUCAUGGAAACCCGAAGAAGACUGAAAAAUACCCUACCUUUACCUCUCCCACAACCAACUGUCAGGAAAAAUACCAGCUUCCUUGGGGAGGGUGAAUUUCAAUGUGAUUGAUCUGUCUAGGAACAAACUCGAGGGCGAUGCGUCGGUGAUAUUUGGCGGGAAUAAAACGACCGAGAUCGUGGAUUUGUCGAGGAACUUGCUGGAGUUUGAUUUGUCUAAGGUUGUGUUUCCUCGGAGUGUGACUUGGUUGGAUCUUAAUCAUAAUAAGAUAUUCGGAGGGAUUCCUGAGAAGGUGGUGGAGCUGGAGUUGCAGCUGCUGAAUGUGAGUUAUAAUAGGCUGUGUGGUCGGAUUCCGGUCGGGGGAAGGUUGCAGAGGUUUGAUGUCUAUGAGUACUUCCAUAAUAAGUGCUUGUGUGGGAAGCCACUCGGCAGCUGCAAAUGAUGUAUUUGGAAAAGAUGAACUCAUUGCCAAAUAUCUUUUAGUAUUUUUCCUCUGUGUUUACUUUUUUAUGGUGGAUCUGGCUUGUGGUUUUGUUUGAGUUGUUCUUUGAAGCUUGGAUUUGCUAGAUUUUGAGUUGGGGAUUGGAAGGAUGAGUUUAAUGUGUAAAUAAUGAAGUAUGAGUUUGUGUGCA
Messenger RNA from Momordica charantia (bitter melon), 783 nucleotides. Its product is annotated as polygalacturonase inhibitor. Lineage: Eukaryota; Viridiplantae; Streptophyta; Magnoliopsida; Cucurbitales; Cucurbitaceae. Gene Ontology annotation, molecular function: protein binding. The record is from RefSeq and is a predicted model, not a curated record.